UGGUGAUAAGUGGAGGGCCCUGCACAGGAAAUCCGCCCAGCUUCUGCAAUGUGACCUGCCUGAAACUUGGGCGCUCCUUCAGUCUGAGUGUUGAUGGCAGGACAAAGGGGCACCUGGACCAUGGACGACGUGGUAGAGAAGAGUUUGGAAGGGCCCUUGGCAUCUUCUACAGAUGAGCCCCCCGAGAAAAGGGGAGACCUGGUAGAAAUCUUAAAUGGGGAUAAGGUAAAAUUUGACGACACAGGACUCUCCUUAAUUCUGCAGAACGGCCUGGAGACCCUGCGAGUGGAAAACGCUCUGACCGACGUCAUCUUGUGUGUGGACAUCCAGGAAUUCUCCUGCCACCGCGUGGUGCUUGCCGCAGCCAGCAACUAUUUCAGGGCCAUGUUCUGCAAUGAUUUAAAGGAGAAGUAUGAGAAGAGGAUCAUUAUCAAAGGGGUGGAUGCAGAAACCAUGAACACUCUUCUGGACUACACGUACACCAGCAAGGCUCUCAUCACCAAACAGAAUGUCCAGCGCGUCCUGGAAGCUGCUAACCUCUUCCAGUUUCUCCGGAUGGUGGAUGCCUGUGCCAGCUUCCUCACAGAAGCCUUGAACCCAGAAAACUGUGUUGGAAUCCUGAGGCUGGCAGACACACAUUCCUUGGACAGUCUAAAGAAGCAGGUUCAGAGUUACAUCAUCCAGAACUUUGUGCAGAUCCUGAACUCUGAGGAGUUCCUGGAACUUCCUGUGGACACUCUGUACCACAUCUUGAAGAGUGACGACCUUUAUGUGACAGAGGAGGCUCAGGUGUUUGAGACUGUGAUGAGCUGGGUCAGGCACAAGCAGUCAGAACGACUCUGCUUGCUCCCCUACGUGCUGGAGAACGUGCGCUUGCCACUUCUGGACCCGUGGUACUUUGUGGAGAUGGUGGAAGCGGAUCCUCUCAUCAGGCAGUGCCCGGAGGUCUUCCCACUGCUCCAGGAAGCCAGGAUGUACCACCUUUCUGGCAAUGAGAUCAUUUCGGAGCGCACCAAGCCCAGGAUGCAUGAGUUCCAGUCUGAGGUAUUCAUGAUCAUUGGUGGCUGCACGAAGGAUGAACGGUUUGUGGCGGAGGUAACCUGCCUGGAUCCCCUGAGGCGCAGCCGCCUGGAGGUGGCCAAGCUCCCCAUGACAGAGCAUGAACUGGACAGUGAGAAUAAGAAGUGGGUGGAGUUUGCAUGCGUGACAUUAAAAAAUGAGGUCUACAUCUCAGGUGGUAAAGAAACACAGCACGAUGUUUGGAAAUAUAAUUCUUCAAUAAACAAAUGGAUUCAAAUUGAGUAUUUGAACAUAGGCCGCUGGAGGCACAAGAUGGUGGUGCUAGGGGGCAAGGUCUAUGUGCUUGGAGGGUUCGACGGCUUGCAGAGGAUCAACAACGUGGAGACCUAUGACCCCUUCCACAACUGCUGGUCAGAGGCUGCACCCCUCCUUAUCCACGUCAGUUCCUUCGCAGCCACCAGCCAUAAGAAGAAGCUCUAUGUGAUUGGCGGAGGGCCCAAUGGGAAACUGGCAACGGACAAGACUCAGUGUUAUGAUCCUUCAACCAAUAAGUGGAAUUUAAAGUCGGCCAUGCCAGUAGAGGCUAAAUGCAUCAAUGCAGUGAGUUUCCGGGACCGUAUCUAUGUAGUUGGAGGGGCCAUGAGAGCGCUGUACGCUUACAGCCCCCUGGAGGACAGCUGGUGCCUGGUGACCCAGCUCAGCCACGAGAGGGCCAGCUGCGGCAUCGCGCCCUGCAACAACCGGCUCUACAUCACCGGGGGGCGGGACGAGAAGAACGAGGUCAUCGCCACGGUGCUGUGCUGGGACCCCGAGGCCCAGAAACUGACGGAGGAAUGCGUCCUGCCCCGGGGAGUGUCCCACCACGGCAGCGUCACCAUCAGGAAGUCGUACACCCACAUUCGGAGGAUCGUGCCCGGAGCCGUGUCGGUCUGACCGCGGGUGCGCGGAGGGCGGAGUCACGCGGGGAGCCCGCCUCCCUCAGCCCUGCCCUUCGAUCCUACUUCGGACACCGGCGGGGCUGGACCAGGGGCUCUCCGCGGCUCCCCCUGGGGGCUCCUCGGAAGUCACAGCUUUGGGACACUUGAGACCAGCCAGGAAUGGUUGCGAGACCUACCUCAGGAGGAAAGAAGAGUAAUACUUAACAUGCAAGACACACCUGUCCCCUGCCAGGUUCUAUACCAGGCGCUUUUGUACACCAGUGCCUUUCACUGUCCUAAUGACCUGAUUACUGGAUAUUAAAACUCCCAUUUGACAGAUGAGGAAACCGAGCUUAAGAGAGGCUAAGUGACUGCCCUAGGUCAGCCAAAUUCUGAGGAGCUAAACCAGGAGUUUAAACCCAGAUCUUUCCAUCUCGAAGUCAGUGUAGGUUCUGUCAGGCCGUCUAUCUCAGAGCAAGAAAACAAAAAGCAAAACAGCUCAUCUUUUGGUCUGACAGGUUAGCUAGAGGAUUCACUCAGCAAGGCAGGGAAAUAAAGGUUUUUUGUUUUGUUUUGUUUCUUCUUUCUUCUUCUUUUCCUUAUAUUUAAACCACAUGGGAUCUUUGGUGUGGUAACCUUGGGCCCCUUGUCAAGAGUGUAUCAUAGGUUGUUCCAUCUGACAGUUCUAGGGACAUGGGUCUGGGAAGAACUGUUUGCUCUGAAACAUGUAAAAAACUUUUGUGCUCCUCAUCAAAAGCCUCUAUUUUUUAUGAUCACAGGAGGCCCAUCGUAGCCUGGAACUGUCAUUGCCGGACAGAAUUGUACCUUCAGCACAGCCCAGUGCCCUAGCCUUUUAAUGUCCAACAGUUGUAUUGCAAUGUAGAAAAGGUUUUUCCAGAGACUCAGAGUACUGUUUUUUUUUGUUUUUUUUUUUUUUGUGUGUGUGUGUAAACAUCCUUACAUUGCUGGCCGCUGAGGAAUGACUGGCUCUUCUUGACAGUAUACGUUCUAAUUUUUAGACAGUGAUUUGAGUCUAUGUCCCUGUGACUCCACCUGCCUGGAAGCUUCGUUUUUAGGAUCCUUUUAAUCCCUCUUAUUUGGUUUUUGGAUCAGGUUGGCGCAGUUUUGACUCAAAGAACAGAGUCUGUUCUUUACUCUCAGAGAUAGAGCUUUCAAAUGAGCUCACUGGAAAUUCAUUCUAAUCCCUGAGUUGGGGAAACAGAUUAAGAUAUCCUAUUUCAGAUGCUGUACUUAAAAAGCAACAAUAAUGGUAACGACAUAGUAACUGCAUUACCUAAUGUCUUUUAUUUUCAUCAUAUGAUUUCAACUCUCUUUAUAGAAUUUUAUUUCAUGUCAGAUGUGCCAUUUUGUGCUUGUACAUCUCAGCAGUUUGGGAAGAUAGAGGUAUUAGUUGAUAGUGAAUUUAACUUUCAUAGAAAAAUUAUGGUUAGAAGAAGCUACAGUUCAAAGCAGAUAAAACAGACUUGGAAAAUUACAACUGAAAAUUCUAUUUAUGCAUAGAUCAUUGAGGAUAAAUAUAAAUGCAUGUUGAUGUUUAAGAAGCUCUGUGUCUUAGAGUCAGGUGUGACACUUUAGCUCCCUGCUGUGAAAAGUGAGGUGGGAAAAUACAAACAUAUUUGUGCAAAUUUAGUACUCAUACCUCACUUAACCAUGAACACUGAUAACCUUAAUGAAGCUCUCAACUGAAAUGAUUUGAACUACUUCAAUUCAGCAAACAUUCCUGGAAAUUUUUAUGUUUGGCAAGCCUUGGGGACUCCAAAAAGCAAGACAAAUCUCCACCCUAGAAAUACUCAAUAAGCAGGUAAAUGGGCCACUUGUCAAUAUUAUAAUUUUUCUUUUCAUCAAGCUAGAGAAAAGGAGAUGUACGUGAAGUUAUGAGGUUGCAUUCAGGUCUUUCUUGCCCUUCCAAGUGGUCUCCUUGGGAAGCUGUGCUUUUAGAUCAAUGAUACAGCCGUUGUUUACAUGUUUGUCUUUCCUUGGGAUUGCCUUCAGAAACCACUUAUGAGCUCUGGGAGGAAUCAGUCGUAUUUCAAAGACAAUUUCAGGAAAGAAAUUUCAAAGAAGUUCAAUGACAGCAUCAUUGGCAACACAGAGAGCCUCCCCUCAGAAAGAAUGUGUUCCUUGUCCUGGUUGUCCUUUGAUGAGGGCAAUUGGCAAAUUUUGAGCCCAAAUUUUCAACAGGUCAACCCUAUGCUGGGAAAGUGAGGAUUUAGGAUCUCUGUGUUAUAAACCUGGCUGUCAAUAGUGGGUUGGCAGACAGAUACACCUACUAAGAAUACCCAGAUUUCUGCACUUGAAGCUGCCAGUCUGUAACUUUUAGGGAUAUAAAAAAAGUUCAAGUCAUUUUGGGGAAACUCUGUAUCAUCAGGAUUUAAAUUUCUAGGCCCUAGCUAGGGAUGGAAGCUCUUAAAAUCUAAUUUCCGUUUUUAGAUGAAAAAAUAAAAACCUAAUUCACAGGAAGUUAACUGUCAUAAGCCAUACUGCCAGCAGGGGGACGAGGCAGGUUGGUGCCAGAUGAGUCAGAGACAAAGGGCCCUAGGACUCAGGCAGAAUGUCCUGGUACAGCCUACUGGAUCUUGAGUCAGGUCCCAUGAGUGGAUAGAGAACCCUUGACUGGAAGGAAGAGGAUGAGGUAGGAGGAGGAGGAAGUCAGGUUUGGACACAAGUCUAGAAAAUGAUGCCAGGGGCCCUGGAGUUUGGGAGCAUGACUCCAUUCUCAAGAAGGGGGAGAGGAGCAUAAGGAACCCACUUCUUAGAAGUGAGGCAAAAUUAGAGCAAGACCAGCAGUAAGACCUGUUUGCUGUGGGGCCUCUGGGGUGCUUGGCUAGGUCUCUUGUCUUGCUGGACCAAGAGACAGAGGCCCAGAGGCUCUGAUGAGGUGGAAUCUGUCAGGGAGGUUAAAGGGCCCCAGUUGCCAAGGCUGAUCUGAAAUGAAGCUUAGCUCACCCAAACAUCAACAGAUAAAUAUUCUCUUCUUAGCUUUCAUCAUGUUCUGCAUGCAUUGGCCUCAGGAAACACCGCCCCCCGCCCCCCCACCCGAGCUCUUGGACUCAAAGAAGCUGUGCUCUCAGGGAAGUGCAAAUAUUUGCUUAUAGCUGUGAAAAUAGAGCUUUGCUAUUUAUGAAAGUCCUUGAGGUACUGUUGUUAUUUACUUAUCCUACUUGAUUUUGAAAAAGAAAAAUACUCAGUAAAAUUUUCAAAGUGGGUAAACACCACUAGAAUUUCCUAUGUAAAGUCCUAACUUGGGGUUGCAAAAGCCUUUUUCCCCUUAGUAUCUGAUCUGGGUGUUGUAUGAGAUCUCCUCAUUUGAGGAGUCAACUUUCAUGGAAAUCUGUAAAUAUUUCAAACAUGGCUACUACAAAAGUAAUUUUGACAGUUCAGAUUUUCAUAUUUUUAGAUAAAAAUAUUAACAAAAUCCUUAGUUAACCAAAUCCUUCAAGCAUUUUGGUUCAUGAAGAUGUAUUUUUUUUUAAGUGAUCAAACUAAAGAUACCAUUUAUGGGUAAAAAUCAAAUAAAGUUUUUAUUUAUUAGUA
This is a messenger RNA of Dama dama (fallow deer), 5492 nucleotides long. RefSeq names its product kelch like family member 6 (gene KLHL6). Gene Ontology annotation, molecular function: protein binding. Gene Ontology annotation, biological process: germinal center formation; B cell receptor signaling pathway. NCBI's taxonomy places the organism in Eukaryota, Metazoa, Chordata, Mammalia, Artiodactyla, Cervidae. The transcript is spliced from 7 exons. The record is from RefSeq and is a predicted model, not a curated record. The coding region runs from base 94 to 1953 and encodes 619 amino acids.